Messenger RNA from Carlito syrichta (Philippine tarsier), 1472 nucleotides. It is a transcript of the gene MYF6, whose product is annotated as myogenic factor 6. NCBI's taxonomy places the organism in Eukaryota, Metazoa, Chordata, Mammalia, Primates, Tarsiidae. Bases 217 to 948 code for a protein of 243 amino acids. The transcript is spliced from 3 exons. Gene Ontology annotation, biological process: regulation of transcription by RNA polymerase II; muscle organ development; positive regulation of myoblast differentiation. Gene Ontology annotation, molecular function: protein dimerization activity; RNA polymerase II cis-regulatory region sequence-specific DNA binding; DNA-binding transcription factor activity, RNA polymerase II-specific. The record is from RefSeq and is a predicted model, not a curated record.
CUUCCCAACUAGAUGUUCUAGAGAGCACUUGGGGCAAUCACAUUGGGAGACUGAUGCUCCAUGACAGCUAAAAGUUGGAUUGAGUUUCAGGAGCUACUAUAUAUAAAGCUGGGUUGACUUAUGUCAGCGCACUAAUUAAAUGCCAUCUGGGUGGUUCCUCUGGGUUUUUGAGUCCAUCACCCAGUUCAGAUCAAGUCAGAGGCCAAGGAGGAAAACAUGAUGAUGGACCUUUUUGAAACUGGCUCCUAUUUCUUCUACCUGGAUGGGGAAAAUGUUACUCUGCAGCCGUUGGAAGUGGCUGAGGGCUCUCCCUUGUAUCCAGGGAGUGAUGGUACCUUGUCCCCCUGCCAGGACCAAAUGCCCCCGGAAGCCGGGAGCGACAGCAGCGGAGAAGAACAUGUCCUGGCGCCCCCGGGCCUGCAGCCUCCCCACUGCCCGGGCCAAUGUCUGAUCUGGGCUUGCAAGACCUGCAAAAGAAAAUCUGCCCCCACCGACCGGCGAAAGGCCGCCACCCUGCGCGAGAGGAGGAGACUAAAGAAGAUCAACGAGGCCUUCGAGGCACUGAAGCGGCGGACUGUGGCCAACCCCAACCAGAGGCUGCCCAAGGUGGAGAUUCUGCGGAGCGCCAUCAGCUACAUCGAGCAGCUGCAAGACCUGCUGCACCGCCUGGAUCAGCAGGAGAAAAUGCAGGAGCUAGGGGUGGACCCCUUCAGCUACAACAGACCCAAGCAAGAAAACCUUGAGGGUGCGGAUUUCCUGCGCACCUGCAGCUCCCAGUGGCCAAGUGUUUCGGAUCAUUCCAGGGGGCUCGUGAUCACGGCUAAGGAAGGAGGAGCAAGCCUGGAUUCGUCGGCCUCGAGCAGCCUGCGAUGCCUUUCUUCCAUCGUGGACAGUAUUUCCUCGGAGGAACGCAAGCUCCCCUGCGUGGAGGAGGUGGUGGAGAAGUAACUCCCGGCCGCAGGAACUGGGGACACGCUCCACGCAGCAGGAAGGCCCCGCCCACACUCCUUGGCCUAAUCCUUUACAUUAGGUCACAUUACAUUAAUAUUUAGGAACCCAGACCCAGGGGUUUAUGAGAGGGAAGGAGUUAGAUUCACAAAGAAACUUUGCAGACAGUUGCGCACUCUCAAAGGAAACAAACAAAAAAGGCUUUCGGCUUUGGGCUUUUAUUUUUUUGGAACCGCGAGUGGCUUAGGUCUAGCGCCCUUAUUUUGUUACUGUUUGUUUGGUUUUGUAAUACAUUAACUUUUAUUACGGUGAUCCUUUUGUGCCAUCCUCAAAAUAAGUCCAUUCCUGUCUAAAGCCAGUGGGAACGUUGCAUUUUAAUGUUAGUAAUAUUUAAUGUAUUUUUGUAAAUAGGAUUAGAACUUUCAUUUUUUUAUGUAAACCUAAUAAAUCUAUUUUAAAUGUGGAAUGAUACAUAUAAAAUGUGCGAGGAUCCUGGUAUUGUAAUAUUAAAAUAAGUUUCUGUA